AUGGAGAGAUCCGAGCUACUGUUCUUGAUUCUAAGCUUCCUCUUGCUUUGGAACCCGCUUGUGCUGGCCCGUGGCCAACUUUCUCCUCCGACGUCCGUCGGCGGAGGAGAUGACGACCGCCGCCGGUUGCAGACGUAUAUUGUUCACGUGCAGAAGCCGAAGAACUUGGUGUUCGGCAGCUACUGGGAGAGGGAGGAGUGGCACAAGUCCUUCCUGCCGACGACCCUCAUCGACUCCGGAUAACCGCGGCUGGUUUACACGUACGAGCACGCGAUCGGCGGGUUCGCCGCCCGGCUGACGCCGGAGGAGGUGGAAGCCAUCGAGGCCGUCAACGGCUUUCUCCUCGCUCAGCCGGACGCCGAGUUGGUGCCAAGGACGACCCACACGCCCAAGUUCCUCGGGCUGACACGCAGCGGUCAGUUUUGGGAGAUGGCCAAGAGAGGGGAGGGGCAGGUCAUUAGCGUUCGGGAAGUCUCCUUUUAUUCUGACCAGAAAUCCUUCAAGGACGCUGGCAUGCUGCCACCGCCGGCGCGGUGGAAGGGCGCUUGCGAGUUCGAGGUUGACUCCUGUAAAAAAACCUGAUAGGUAACAGGAUGUUCAACGCUAGCGGCAUCCCCUACAACCCCAAUGAGGACAGAUCUCACGGAAGCCACGUCGCCAGCACAGCAGCCGGGAACUACGUCCCGGGGGCCAACUACAUGGGUCAAGCUUGCGGCGUCGCGGUUGGCACCGCCCCACGCGCCCACCUGGCCUUCUACAGCGCCAGGAGCGUCUCUGAUUGGUUAAGGGCCGUCGACCAGGCUGUAGACGACGGCAUCGACGUGCUCUCUAUCUCUGUAAGCCUAACUACCGCUCCACCCUUUUACAAUAACCCAUUGGAUAUCGCCACCCUCGCUGCAGCAAGACGAGGUGCGUUCGGCAGCGUCGCUGCCGGGAACGACGGGCCUGAGCGGGCUACCUUGCUGGACAACACGCCGUGGUCGCUUUCUGUCGGUGCGAGCACCAGCGACCGGAUGGUGAGAACCGAGCUCCGGCUGGGGGAUGAGAGCGUCAUCCCGGCCGAGUGCGACCUAUCGAUGUACUCGUUCUUCCCUGUCGGCGCUCCGAUCCAGGCCGUGUUCCCGGGCUACUGGACGGGGAACGAGAGCGCCACUCACUGUCGCGAUGAAUACCUUGGCGGCGAGAACGUCACGGGGAAGCCGGUGCUGUGACUCGGGGACCACGGAAAUGAUGGCCAAGUUUCGUUCCAAACGAAGACCUGCAACGUCAGGCAGGCCAGCGGGAAAGUGGGAGUGGUCCUGAACGAGAAGGUGCAAGGGUCAACGCUCCUAUACGGAGCUCAAUGCGUACCUGCGGUGCACGUCGACUACGAGCACUCUCUCGACCUUAUAGACUAUUUCCGGUACGCCGAAUAACCCACCAUCGCCUUCGAGCCUGUGGGAACGAUAACCGGAGUUCGCCGGAGCCCGGCGGUAGCCUACUUCUCCGCCUGGGGGCCGAGCCUGGUGAGCAACGGGGUUCUGAGGCCCGACAUCGUUGGCCCCGGUGUCAACGUAUUGGCUACCACCAACUCUCAUGUUCCCUUCUUUUUUCUGUCCGACACCUCCAUGGCAUGCCCCCAUCUGUCUGGGAUCGCCGCCCUGCUCCGGAGCGUUCACCCGACCUGGUCGCCGGCGAUGAUCAAGUCUGCGAUGAUGACCACCAGCGACUGGCUGGACAACGCGGGGAUGCCAAUCGCCGACGAGACCGGCGAACCCGCCGACCUGUACGCCACCGGCGCCGGCCACGUGAACGCAACAGACUACGUGAAAUAUGUCUGCGGGUUGGGCUACACUGAGAAACAGACCAACGCCGUCCUGGGAGGCAUUUUCGACUGCGCCGUCUCCGGAGCCAUCAGCGGCGAGCAGCUGAACUAUCCGACCUUCUCGGUGCGGCUAUGUUCAACGCCCAAGGUCGUCACCCGAACUGUGACGAACGUCGGACCAGCCAUAGUCAGCUAACUGUGUCCAUAGAGCAGCCGCCCAACGUGUGGAUAAGCGUCUUCCCUCGUAAGCUUGACUUCUCGAAGGUUGGGCAAAAGAGGAAGUACAAAGUCACCAUCGCCUCGACUAACCCACGACGACUACCAGGCGAGGUUGUGGAAGGACAGCUCUCCUGGAUCUCAGCCCAGCAUAUCGUCAGGAGCCCGAUCUCCAUUGUAUUCUGA
Molecule: messenger RNA, 2206 nt
Organism: Spirodela intermedia
Lineage: Eukaryota; Viridiplantae; Streptophyta; Magnoliopsida; Alismatales; Araceae
Source: the annotation of a GenBank genome assembly